Alosa alosa (allis shad) is the source of this 1896-nucleotide messenger RNA. It is a transcript of the gene arl6ip4, whose product is annotated as ADP-ribosylation factor-like 6 interacting protein 4. NCBI's taxonomy places the organism in Eukaryota, Metazoa, Chordata, Actinopteri, Clupeiformes, Clupeidae. The transcript has 6 exons. The coding region runs from base 159 to 950 and encodes 263 amino acids. The record is from RefSeq and is a predicted model, not a curated record.
AAGACAACAAACACUGGCGGUGGAAGCAGAGCGCAGACGGUCUUCUUCGUUCCGCAGUCAGGAAAUAGUUUAUUACUUUACGACGUAAAGCUUAAGUGUAUUAUAGAAUUUUAUAUAGAUUCUCAAGUGGAAGUCUUUUCCUGAAGAUACUGAGUAAAAUGGGUCGAGGUCGGAGCAAAUCGCGAGACAGAUCUCCCGGGAGGUCACGGAGUAGACAAGCACACGAGAAGAAGACUGAGAAGAGGAAACGCAGAAAGUCUUCAUCGUCAUCUUCUUCAUCCUCCUCUUCCAGUUCAAGCAGUACUAGUCCCAGUACCCGAAAAAAGAAUGCACGCACCUCCAGCAACAGUCAAGACAGAAAAAAGGAAAAGCGCAAGGAUGCCAAACAUGAGAGAAGCUCCUCUUCAUCAUCCUCCUCCUCAUCUAGCUCUUCAUCUUCGUCCUCCAGUGAUGAGGAAGCCAAGAAAAGAAGAAAGCGCCGCAAGGCCAAGAAGCGCCUGAAAAAACUGAAGGCUAAGGAGAAGAAGAAGGAGAAGAAAAGGGAAAAGAAGGAGAGAAAGAAGUUGAAGAAGUUGAAGGAGAUGGCAGAGAAGGCACAGCUGAUAACAGCCCCUGGGGGACCCCCUGCCUCAGUCUCCGUAGCAACGCUAGCCCCCGAUUGUCUUGAGACAUGGCAGGGUGAGGAGGCUGUAGAGCAAGGACCAGUGAUGACGGAUGAGCAGAAGGCCCGCCUCUCCACUAAACGUCCACUCACUAAGGAGGAGUAUGAUGCCAGACAGAGUGUCAUCCGCAGGGUCCUUGACCCAGAAACAGGGCGGACCCGCCUGAUACGAGGAGACGGUGAGAUCUUGGAGGAGAUUGUCAGCAAGGAAAAGCACAAGGACAUCAAUAAGCAAGCCACCAAAGGUGAUGGUAAUGCCUUUGCCUCUAGACUGGGCAUCAACAGGUAGAGGUCCCCCCUCCCUGACCCAUGUCCUCCUUCAUCUAAUGUGUCUCCUCUGGGCCGGGCAGUAGGAGAGCACAUCUGGCAGGGCCCUGAAAUGGAUCCCUGUGGGACCUCAUGCCCACCCAAACUCCACCAUUCAAGCGGUCAUCUUCCUGCAGCUGCUUCCUGCCCUCAUCCAGCUAGAUCUCACUGCCACGUUCGACACCAGAGUAACAUUUGUGUUUUGUGGUUAAGAUCAGAAGAAACUCCUCAAGAUGGAUCAUCAACUUAAACUUGUUGUCCAUUGGUAGAGCUGCUUUAUCUGUUAAAUGAAUAGUCCAAGAAUCUUACAGCCUUAACCAUUACUGAAUAUUUGUUCUUUAGAAUUCUGUUGCCUAAGGAAUACAAGUAAUGGAAUCAGCUCUCUGGUGAUAUUAUAUAAGUUGUGCACAGGUGAGCCGACUGAACAUGUGUUUUCAGAAGAGCUCAGUCAUGGGUGAGGGAAUGGCUUAUAUUACUUUAGUGUCUGAGCAAACAACAUGCAGGGCAUCUGGUAAUGAGGCAGUUGAUGAUGGUUGUAGUUUGAAAGGGUUGUGUUGUCAAACCAAGACUUCUGAGGGGUCACAGAAGAAGCUGAUGACUUGGAGUCAUGUUGAAGAAAAGUGUUAUUCCAUUUUAAAAGUUUAAAACAUGUCUUAAAACAUCUGCAUAAAAUAAACCCUGUUUAAAUGGGAGUAUAGUGUAUGAGCUUUAUGUGAUAUUGUGAAUUGUCCUUGAACACACCUGUCACUCAUGAAUAGUAAGCUGAGUGCAACAUUUAGGGAAGCGUUACUUCCCACGACCCAUCUUAUCAGGGUUCCUAACCCAAGGGCAUCAACACGAGUACAUUUUCCACUCAUGAAUCAUCUAUGUAAAUCGCUAUCUGUGUAAAUAGGAUGCUGUGUGAGUUUCAAUAAAGAGGCUACAGCAGA